This is a messenger RNA of Annulohypoxylon maeteangense, 1267 nucleotides long. RefSeq lists its product as uncharacterized. Lineage: Eukaryota; Fungi; Ascomycota; Sordariomycetes; Xylariales; Hypoxylaceae. The record is from RefSeq and is a predicted model, not a curated record. Gene Ontology annotation, molecular function: protein binding. The transcript has a single exon. Bases 69 to 1064 code for a protein of 331 amino acids.
AAUCGGCAUAAAAUCUAAGAUAAAUCAGGCGUUCUUGGAUAUCUUAAAACUAGGUCUAAUACGUCGAUAUGCGAAAAAUCGACGGACCGGAUGACGAGGAGUUAGGGGAAUUAGAAGACAAGACGGAAACCCUCACUCUCCGCUCCAAACGUACAGAGAGGGCCCGGAAGAAGCAGGCGAAAAAGGUCAAAAACCCGAAAUCUCAAUCGCAAAAUCUCUUGGACCUACCUUAUGAGCUUGUCUUGGGUAUCUUAACAUAUCUUCGACCUAGCGACAUCUUCAACCUCCAACGAGUUAGCCGAGCUUUUCGUAAUUUCAUCAUUCUGGAUGAGCGUCGGAUUGCCAGGUCUAUCAUAAGUUGGCGUUAUGUCUGCUUAGAGAAAUGCUUCCGGCUUCCUAUCUUAAUGAAACAUAUCGAUCCCAACAUCCAACCUUACGUCCAAAGUCUCGAUCGGCAGGAGCUUCUUGUCAUUCAUAAGAAGCCCUACCUACAUGUGCAGCCUCCCGAUCCCGCGGAAAUUUGCACGUGCUUAACUUGCUUACUGCGAUGGUCAUCCCUAUGUCUAAUCCCGGACUUCGCCCACUGGCAAAAACAUCUGGAUGCUGGGGAGCCCAUUCCAAUGAUCCCCAGGGGAGUCAAUCCUAAAUGGAACCAGGUUCUAAUAUCAUCAAAUGCUGAUAUUGUACGCAAGGCUUUACACAGUCCUCUCUGGCACGCGCGGCUAUUCGAGGCCCAUUUAGACUCGACGACAAGAUCUAUUCGUCGCCAAGCCGCAAAUAAAGGCAAUAGGCGGCGACGUUUCCGGAUGGAACAAGAAGACGUGGAUUUGGGUUCAGACUUGUUCCUAGAGCGGAGUGGACCACCAAGCUUCGACUUUCCAUUCCACAGAGACAAUUAUUAUAUGCUGGAAGCAUACCUCCCAAACAGAGGCUGGAGCGUUGAAUCGGAAAAGUGGAUGUAUAUGCCAGCCGAACAGCACGAUAUAGACAUCAACUACAUCACUAAGUGGGCCGAAAGGGUGAAGACGAAGAAUCAAGAAGCAAAGAUUACGGAGGAGAAGUAAAUGCAAUAUUAGAGAAAGAUCUUGAUCUAUCUUUGGUUGCUCAUUUCUGACUGAGGACUGCUGCUGAUCAAUAUCGUAAAAGCUGUCUCCUAUUUCUACCCCGCGUGGUGAUCACUUCGGUUGUUCUAUAUUCAACCAGCAUGUAUCCAAUAUGUGCUGGCAUUCAUAUUCCAUCGGACUUACUAGGCACACCUGCAUUACCC